AUGUCCUUGGUGCAUAUUGCAGGCAUCUCUACCUUUUGCCCACAGCUCGAGCAAUCCACCGAAGUCUAUCAGCGAGUCAUGAGCGUCAAUACGGGCCGCUGCUUCUAUUUGACUCGUGCCGGCGUUUCUGCACAUGCAAAAGGCCGGAUACGGGAGGAUCGUGAACACAGCAUCUGGUACUGCUUGCAGCCAGAAGCAGGUUUGGCCGCUUGUGCGGCGCCCAAGAGCUCUGUAGCUGCGUUUCCACGAACAACUGUUGCGGAAGCCGGUCCUGGAGUCACGGCAAAUGUGGUAUCAUCUGGUCUGAUCUUGACGGAGACGACCUGGAGUUUACCAAACUCAAAGCUCGUCUCCGGCAAGGUGUUGGAAAAACAAUGUGUCAAGAGAUACGGACAACCGAAAUAUGUCGCGCGCACGAUAAACUGCAUUGCCCGCUCGGAAACCGAGUUUAUCACUGGGCAGGUCUUCGAGGUGAAUGGAGGUAUGAUGCUCAGCUGA
This is a messenger RNA of Rhinocladiella mackenziei CBS 650.93, 498 nucleotides long. RefSeq lists its product as uncharacterized. The coding region runs from base 1 to 498 and encodes 165 amino acids. The record is from RefSeq and is a predicted model, not a curated record. The transcript has a single exon. NCBI's taxonomy places the organism in Eukaryota, Fungi, Ascomycota, Eurotiomycetes, Chaetothyriales, Herpotrichiellaceae.